AUGUUAAAGUGUUUGAAUUUAAUAUCAUCGAGCAGUCCAUUUAAUUACCGCAAGACGCACUUGAUAAACGUCCCCAAAAAGUUGAUUUACGGAACGGUGUUGGAUAUUCCGAGUUACUCUAGAUUUUUGCCUUGGUGCGAGAAGAGCCAUUGGAUUGACGAUGUGGUUCCGUCGGAACCAUUGAUUUGCCGGGGUCAACGCCGGGCCCAGCUUACCGUGAACUUCAAGCUCCUGAAGGAGUCAUACGUUUCGAAAGUCACUUUCGAGCCAUUCAGUUCAGUCAGAGCAGUGGCAGCAGACAGCAAUCUGUUUGAGACGUUAGACACCGUAUGGGAGUUUGAAGAGCAGGGUAAUAAUACCCUUAUAAAAUUUUAUAUCAUUUUCAAGUUCCACUUUGGGGCAUAUCAGAGCAUUUCUGCUUCUCUGGGUCGUAUGCUAACGGAUACCAUGUUGGAACGCUUCGUAAAAGAGUGCCACCGACGUCACAACACCCGGAUAUUAAGCUAG
Messenger RNA from Babesia ovata, 507 nucleotides. Its product is annotated as coenzyme Q-binding COQ10 homolog mitochondrial-like protein, putative. Gene Ontology annotation, molecular function: ubiquinone binding. The record is from RefSeq and is a predicted model, not a curated record. Bases 1 to 507 code for a protein of 168 amino acids. Gene Ontology annotation, biological process: ubiquinone biosynthetic process; cellular respiration. NCBI's taxonomy places the organism in Eukaryota, Apicomplexa, Aconoidasida, Piroplasmida, Babesiidae. Gene Ontology annotation, cellular component: mitochondrion. The transcript has 3 exons.